CCGUCCGUGCCGAUGCACGUGCUGUCACGACUGGCCAUCAACUCGGACCUGUGCUGUAGCAGCCAGGACCUGGAGUUCACCCUGCAGUGCCUGGUGCCCGACUUCCCGCCGCCCAUCGAAGCCGCCGACUUCACCGAGCGCCUGGGUCGCCAGCUAGUGUGCCUGGAGCGCGUCACCUGCUCGGACCUGGGCGUCAGCGGGACGGUGCGCGUGCGCAACGUGGCCUUCGAGAAGCAGGUGGCAGUGCGGUACACCUUCUCGGACUGGCGCAGCGCGCACGAGGCGGUGGCUAGGUGGCGCGGGCCGGCGGGCGCCGAAGGCACCGAGGACGUCUUCACCUUUGGCUUCCCAGUGCCGCCCUUCUUGCUGGAGCUCGGCUCCCGAGUGCACUUUGCCCUGCGCUACCGGGUGGCCGGUGCCGAGUACUGGGACAACAACGGCGGUCGCGACUACAGCCUCACGUGCCGCGACCACGCGCUGCACAUGCCGCGGGGGGAGUGCGAAGAGAGCUGGAUCCACUUCAUCUGAGCGCCCCCGGGCCCGGGACUGGUGCCUCCGCACGCACGCGAGCCGAACCUGCUGUUGCUUCAGAGCCCUGCUCUCAUCGGGGAUGGCCCUUCUUCACAGCCCAUCCCCAAACUUUGGUCGUCUGACCCCACGUCCUGCUGCAAGGUGUGCUGGCAGUGAUCCAUCCUGUCUUCUACUCGAGACGUCUGUGUCACUUGGUCUAAAACGUAGCCUCAGCUGCCACGAGGCCGAGCUGUGUCUGUGCUGGGGUGGGGAGCUGGGAGAGUGGAUGCAGGGGCCGGCGGGCGCUCUGAAGAGGAGCAGGCAGGGUGUUUAUGAAAAGGCCUGCAUCCUCCCUCUGGGAAGGCCUGUGGCUUCCGCAUGUAUCCUGAUUGGGUUUCUCUGAAUGUAGUUGUUAUUUAUUAUCAUUGUGAUGUUGGGACCUUUUGCCCUCAAUGGAUGCCUUCUUGGGACGUUCUGGAUUUAAUAAGCUAAAGGAAGUCAGCCUCGCUAUUUGUGCCUAUUGUAGGCAGAAUAUACAGUGUGACCCCCAUCGUGGUCCCCCAAGGCAUUCCUGCCUCGGGUCAAGGAAAACCCGAGAUCUCACUUGCUUGCCAAUGUCUGUAGGCUUCUAACAGCCGGGAAACUAUUAAUAGGCAAGAAAUGUAUGCCUCAUCAGUCAUCCUACAACCAUUCCUGGGAGUUCAGGCUGCCCUGGUUCGGCUGUGAGUCUCCGACAUCAGCAACUGAGAAGGAGGAAAAUGCUAAAACUGUUAAUUAGCAAAACAGCCCUUCUGCAGUCUCUCUUCUCAUUUUGUGUGUUUUUCUUGUGUAUGUUUGAUGAUUACGUAUCUGCAUGUUAUCAGGCCAUUCUGUUUAGGUUUGAACAACCUAAACAUUUGAAGAAAUCCUGCCUCAAGUUAUUUCAGUUUUCAGGCAACUCUAUAGUUUCCGGCACGAUGCUCUUUGCAAUUACCUGUUUGAUGAUUAAGCUGAUUCUCUUUAUGACUUCUUAAGCAUCAAAGUUUCCAGCAGUCAUCUUUUAGAAGUUACGUUACCAAGUGGAACUAACAGGUGUUUUCAGCGAUAGCCAGAGCACUGGAGGGAAAAGAAGACACCAAUAUUUAUACUUUUGAAAUUGUUUUCAAUUCUAUUUAUAUAUACCUGAUUUUAUUAGCUACCUGCGAGCUUUAUUCUUUGUGCCUUCAGACAGAAAAGUUUAUGACAUUGUCUGGACUUGUUUUCCAGUUUCUAAAUGUUAAGUGCUUUUGAAAAAAAAAAACCUCCAACCAAGAAAUCAAGACCAUUGUCCCCUGCAGAGUGCCACAGUGACUUAAAACUCUCAGCGAGGGACUGGUGAUUUCUUCUGGUGCUGAGCAGUGGUCAGACAGCAGGUGCUAGCACUGAGGUGCGAAAACCCAGGUGGACGUGGUCUCUAACUUGGGAAGCUGCUUUCUGAUACAGCUGAAACAGUGUGUUCAAUUUUGUGAUGACUAUCACCAAUGAAUUAACUCUAAAUUUUUAAAUGCUUAUUGCCACUUGUCAAAUAAGUAUGUAAAGGAUAUGCUUUGCUUUUAAACCAAUUUCUGUGUGUGUGUGUUUUUAAGAUUCCAACAGCAGGGAUAGCUUUCUCUGGUACCUUCUGAUCUAAGAACAUGGAAUUUUGAUUUUAAAUGUUGUGACUAAAUGGAACAGUUGCUGGCUGUUAGAACUGUGUACUACAUUGACAUGCAAGAGGGAGAGAAGCCUGGUUGCAUUUCCUGCUCUUUAACAAACAGUCCAGUGAGGCCAGGAAGCCUGUGAAGGCCUCGGCUGCUUUGCCCUUGGCCCCGGCCCUGUGCGCAGGAGCAUUCAGGUAUGAGCUGGAGCUGGCAGACGUAUUGCUAUGGAAAGGCACAUAGAGAAUCUUAUAAUCCGUCUGAAGGUCACUUCCCAAAAAAGGUUCUGGUCACAGAGUACAAAGUAAAUGUUACAUCUUUGAUAUUAAGAGAACCUCAAUGUGCCUUUGAAAAAAGAUCAAUAUUUAAACAUUUGAAAGCUUAAAUAUACCUGCCUAGUUGAUUAAAAAAGUUGCAGAAAAGCUUAAGGAGAUGUAGAGACCUGAAAAUACAGUUAUGUGGCCGAGAGGUUCACAUUUUGUUGUGGAUUGUGCAAUGAUUGGGUUGUCUCCCCAAACAUAUUUUAAUGCCUGGCAUGUAAGAUGACUUCACCUAUGCCUAAAUAUUAAAGUCCAUAUGCACAAAUUG
This is a messenger RNA of Vicugna pacos (alpaca), 2753 nucleotides long. NCBI's taxonomy places the organism in Eukaryota, Metazoa, Chordata, Mammalia, Artiodactyla, Camelidae. The record is from RefSeq and is a predicted model, not a curated record.